This is a messenger RNA of Pseudoliparis swirei, 3714 nucleotides long. RefSeq names its product G2/M-phase specific E3 ubiquitin protein ligase (gene g2e3). The transcript has 15 exons. Gene Ontology annotation, cellular component: nucleus. The record is from RefSeq and is a predicted model, not a curated record. Gene Ontology annotation, molecular function: ubiquitin-protein transferase activity. Lineage: Eukaryota; Metazoa; Chordata; Actinopteri; Perciformes; Liparidae. The coding region runs from base 1164 to 3374 and encodes 736 amino acids.
ACUGUCAUCAAAGCUAACUGUCAGAACGAAGAGGAAGUCCUUCUUCUUCUUCUUCUACAUUUUCUUCCUCUGCUUGUUCUUGUUCUACUUUUUCUUCCUCUUCUUCUGUAGCUUGUUGUUAUUGUUGUUGUUUUUGUUCUUCUUGUUCUUCUUCCAUACCUGCAAACUUGCAGUGAGACGCGGAGAAAAGUGUGAAGUGGUGCUCUUCGCAAUAAAACAUCUUUGAUGGACGUGUCGCGUCUCGGCCAAUCAGCGUUCAGAUGUCGACAUCGUUUGGGAAGUUAGGUUAGCUUGAAUGUCAGCCCGCUACAUCUGCUGCUGUCACGCUGCACGGUGUAGCGAUGCUAACAAAAUACCCGUACGUUAAACACGAUGUGAUUUAGCAUAUUUUUAGUAUCGAUACUUCAUUAAGAGAGCGAUCAGAGCGCACGCGCUGCUCCGUGUCGAGCUGUCUGCGCACACUGCGCUGCGCAGCUCACAGCGAGAGAAGUGGCGCAGCUUUAGAGACUUCGGCUUAAAAAAUAAAAAGAUGCCAGAAGUGAAAUGUUUCAGUCUGUAAAGUUCUGUAACUCUACAGCUGCUCAUCCUGAUGAACUGUGGAUCAUCUGGUCAGAGACUAACGGCCUCAUAGUGUAUCAUCAAUGCCAUGAUGGAACCAUGUAGUUUCAUUCAUAUCUGGCUGUAUGAAUACUAAUAUUACUGUCAUUUGUUAAGUGUUGAAAAAGUUGGUAAAAAGUGAACCAUACAGAUGUUUUAUUUAUUACUAUUAUACAUAAAUAUACCAGUCUCGUAUUAAUGGUACCAUAUUGUUUUUAUGGUAUUGUAUUGAAUUCUGGUAUCGGGUAUCAUGAUAUUUAUGGCAGGUAUGUAAUAUGUAUAGAAGUUAUAAUAUGAGUAUCGUGACAAACAGGUAGAGACAGAACAGAUUCAGGGAGAAGUCCAUGAGGACUGUUCAGGCCCAAAAAAAAGUAAGUUGGUUCAUGAAUGACUUUAACCAUAUUAUAUAUAAUGACAAUGUAUAUUUGUUAUUACUAUCAUAGGGCUGAGUCAGAGCGGAGGACCUUUUGUUCUUAAACUGUUUAUUAUCAUUAUUUAGAUUUGUGGUCAGAACAAUAAAAUGACUAGUUGUGGUUCUAAAAGCUUUGAGGCUUCAAACAACGUGGAUGUGGUGUGGUGACAAAAGAAAGAAAAGAAAGUCACCUGCACCCCCCCCCCCCGUUGUCACCUUUUUCACCCCUCAUGAGUUUGCAGGCUGCGCUCUGUGCCGGCUUAGUGAGGACGACCCGGCCGUGUUGGGGGAGAAGAUCACACUGAAGGAGCACAAGCUCUCUGUGCACUACUUCUGUCUGCUGACGUCUUGUGGAGUGUACCAGCGAGGAGAGGAGGACGAGGGCGUCUUUGGUUUCCUGGUGGAAGACAUCAAACAGGAGAUCCGCCGCUCGGCUCGACUGGCGUGUGGCGGCUGUAAGAAGAAGGGCGCGUGUGUGGGCUGUAACGUGCGGAGUUGCAGGAGGAUGGUCCACUUCCCCUGCGGGAGGAGACGCGGCUUCCUGUCUCAGUUUGAGGGGCACUUCCCGUCCUACUGUCCAGACCACAGUCCCACCCAGUCUGUGGGGGGGCUGGACCUCAGUCUGCCUCAGUCCUGCUCGGUCUGUCUGGACGCCAUCGAUCCCGUCCUCAGCUUCUCGGUCCUCAAGUGUCCGUCCUGCCACGCCAGCUGGUUCCACCGGGACUGUGUGCAGCGUCAGGCCCACAGCUCCGGGCUCUUCUUCUUCAGGUGUACUCUCUGCAGCAACAAGCAGAGCUUCCAGCAGGAGAUGCUGCGGAUGGGAAUCUUCAUCCCAGAGAGAGAUGCAUCAUGGGAGUUGGAGGCAAACGCGUACUCAGAGCUGUUGGAGGUCUACGAGCGCUGCGACGCUCUCGUCUGCCUCUCCAGAGACGGGCGGUCGCACUCUGCCAAGACGGGCUGGUUUGAGGUGAUCCGUUGCCAGCUGUGUGGCUCCAGAGGAACUCACAGGAAGUGUUCUGUGUUAAAGUUGGACAGCAGAGUCUGGGCCUGCAGCGACUGCACGACAGCCACGAAUGGGAGAGCCUCCCUGAUUGCGUCUCCUCAAGGAGGUCAGAGGAGGAGUCUCCUCUCCAAGCGCCACACGUACCCCAUCCACUCCUCCAUCAGCUAUAAGAGACCAUACCUACCGGUUGGACCUGGGUCCCCUGAGGGGGUCUUGCAGGCUCUGGGCCCCCAGCGGUGUCCCAUCAGUGUGCAGGUGGAGGUGGCCGGGGACCAGGCCCUGUCUGCAGGGGUGGAGCUAGUCAGGAGGCCCGACUUCGACCCCUCCCUUACUCUGUCCGUCUGCUUCACAGACGACCAGCUGACUACAUUUCCCAGCAGCCUCCGGGACGGCGACGCGGCCCGGCAGUACUUCCUGAAGCUGCUGGUGCAGCAAAUCCAGGACUGUGUGGUGUUUGAGGGUCCAGACGGAUCCAAGAACCUGGCGCUGGACUCCCAAGCCCUGCGUGAGGACCUGUACUUCGACGUGGGCUGCCUGCUGGCCUUGUCUCUGGCUCAUGGUGGACCCCCCAUCAGCUUCUUCUCUGGCGCUCUCUACCAGUGUCUCUUCAACCACCCGGCCAACCGCCCGCUGGCCCUCAGUCACAUGACCCCCGACACGCCCGCCACCCUGCGGGUCACCCGGAUCGCGGAGGCGGAGUCUACGGACGAGCUGGUCUCGGUUGUGGCGGCGAGCCGGGAGUUCCUGGAGGUGGCCGGCUGCAACCGACCAAUCAGCAGCCUGGAGGAGAGAGAGGCUCUGGUGGAGGACCUGGUGGGCUUCACCCUGAUCACCAGGAUGCAGGAGCCACUGCAGAGGCUCCGUGAGGGUCUCCAGACUCUGGGGGUCUUUGAGCAGGUGCAGUUGUUGCCCUCGGCGUUCCUCGGGGUCUUCUGUGACAGUCUCCUGUCGGCUCAGCUGCUCUCGCAGGUCUUCAGGGUCCUCUUCUCCCAGCAGGAGAUCCGGCUGAGCAGAGAGACGCCUGUCUCCUCCUUCUGGAGACGCCUCCUGCUGGACUGUGGAGUUGGGAGGAGUUCUAUCUCCCUGCAGGACCUUCUUCGUUUUGCUACAGGAGCUGAGGAGCUCCCAGCAGCCGGCCUCCUCCCCCAUCCCUCCAUCUCCUUCCUCCACCCCAUGGAGAGAGGAGGAGGAGGAGGAGAGAGGGGGAGAGUCAGAAGGAGGAGGGACGAGGGUCUCUUCCCUCAGAGCGAGCCCGGCACCAACCUCCUACUCCUGCCCGUCUCCUCCUCCUACCAGGCUUUCAAAACCUCCAUGGAGCAGGCAGUCAGCCACCACGUGCACCUCCUGUCCCCAGCCAGCUAGAGGACAAGGAGAAGAAGGAGAAGAAGGAGAAGAAGGAGGAGGAAGAGGAGGAAGAGGAGGACUUUGUGAUGUUCAUGUUUUUCUACUCCCGUUUCUCAUCUUCUUCACCAAUGAUGAAGAUAUUUUCGGAGCUGUACAUAGUUUGUAUUUUGAUGAACACCGAGAGACAAUCACAGGCCAGAGUUUUGAUCUGAUCGCCUGGGAUGUUCAAAUAUAACCACAGAUAUACAUUUACAAAGUUAUUUAUUUAAAGUAGUGAGUACUGUUCACUGCUCAGCGCGGUCGUGUCCGUUGACUUGUUUGCUUGUUUUAAACUUGUCAUAAACACAAAUGAACUGCU